Molecule: messenger RNA, 1779 nt
Organism: Linum trigynum
Lineage: Eukaryota; Viridiplantae; Streptophyta; Magnoliopsida; Malpighiales; Linaceae
Source: the annotation of a GenBank genome assembly
UAUAACUACACAAAUAAUAUAAGCUAAGUAUGGAUUUUCUACCGUACUCCGGCCUCCUGCCAACCCUAUAUCUCAUCUUCCUCCUUUCCUCGUCAACUUGGAUUGUCUCCUCUGCAUUCGGCGUCCACAGUGACCUCCUCCUCUGCCUUCAUUCUCGAUAUACCACCACCACCUCGACCUCCAUGCCCGACCUGAUUCACACCCCACUCUCUGCCUCAUACCCCUCCGUUUUCCAGUUCUCCAUCCGGAAUUCCAGGUUUAACGACACCUCAGCUUCCAGGAAACCUAUAGCCAUCAUCACUCCUAACACCGUCUCCCAGGUGCAAUCCGCCGUCCUCUGCUCCCGCCUUCUCCACCUUCAUGUCAGAGUUCGGAGUGGCGGUCACGAUUUCGAAGGCAUGUCCUACGUUUCCUCUGCUCCCUCUCAGCCGUUUCUCCUUAUCGACUUGAUCAAUCUCCGAAACGUGACCGUGGACGUCCCAACCAAGUCGGCCUGGGUCCAAGCGGGAGCCGUUCUCGGUGAAGUCUACCAUAGUAUUGCCUCUGCCAGCGAGACACUGGCAUUCCCUGCAGGGAUCUGUCCUUCCGUCGGUGUCGGAGGGCAGAUCAGCGGCGGAGGGUACGGAAUGAUGCUGAGGAAGUACGGGAUGGCUGCGGAUAAUAUCCUUGACGCCCACUUGGUGGACGCGGAAGGCAGAGUCCUGGACAGAGCCGCCAUGGGGGAAGACGUUUUCUGGGCGAUUCGCGGCGGCGGAGGAAACACCUACGGAAUCAUCGUCUCCUGGAAAUUGAAAUUAGUCCCUGUCCCCGCCCGGCUGACGGGGUUCACGAUUUCCAAAACCUCGGAACGAAACGUGACGAAAGUCGUGGACAGGUACCAGCACGUGGCGGAUAAGCUCCCUGACGAACUCAUGAUCACGCUGAUGCUGAACAGAAUUCGUUCCACCGCUUCCCAAGGGCAAACCACAAUAGAAGCUGUGUUCCAGGGUCUGUAUCUGGGAGAAACAGAGACCCUGCUGACGGUGAUGAAACAGAGCUUUCCGGAGCUGGAACUGACACAAGAGGAAUGUACCGAGAUGAGCUGGAUUGAGUCAGCCCUCUACUUCGCUGGGUACCCAAAUAACACCUCCUAUCACGAAUUACUGAACAGCAGGAGCAGCUCCCCUGUCCAAUUCGACAAAGUGAAAGCGAAAUCCGACUACGUGCAGCGGAUGCUCCCGGCCAAGGCGUUGCAGGGGAUUUGGAAGAGGUUUUACCAAGUGGAACUGGGACCGCCGCUGAUGCAGAUCUUUCCCCACGGCGGGGAAAUGAGCCGGAUCUCAGAUUCCAGCAUCCCGUACCCGCACAGAUCCGGUAUCAUAUUCAAAAUCCAGUAUUAUGCGGUCUGGUCUGGAGAAGGGAAGGAAGUAGAGAAACGGCAAUUGGACUGGAUAAAAGGGCUUUAUAAAUUUAUGACGCCGUACGUUUCCAACAACCCAAGAGGCGCGUACCCCAACUCCAGGGAUCUGGACUUGGGAAUGAAUGAUCCGACGGGGAAUACGGGCUAUGAACAGGCCAGAGUUUGGGGGGAGCAGUAUUUCAAGCAUAAUUUUGAGAGGUUGGCUCGCGUGAAAGCCGCCAUUGAUCCCUCUAAUUUCUUCAGGAAUGAACAGAGUGUGCCUCCUUUUGUCAGGAUGACGGGCAGAGUAUAAUUUGGUGUUGUGAUUACAUGAUCGCCCAAUUUCCUAACCCAUCUGACCGCGUGUUCCUUAUGCUGAAGAACAAAGGAAAUCGACCUCG